UGGAUGUCCCUGUGCGCACUCGUGGGCUAGCGGGGCCGCGUCCCGCCACGGCGCUCCUGCCUCUCCCACUGCCUGCGCUCCGCCUUCCUCGGGGCUUUCGUGGCCAGGAUUUCUCCUCCGCUCGCUGUUCCUCCCGGCGGGCAGCGGGUGUCUGUGCUCGGGUCCGCUUUCCCUACGGCUGCGUUAUAGUACCCGUAGGCUGGUAGCAGCUGCCCACCGGCCAGGGGCUCGAAUGUGAUACAACUGUGUUUUAUUUGGGACUCCUGCCUCUUCGACUUCUAUUUUAAUGGCGCACAUCACCAUAAAUCAGUAUUUGCAGCAAGUACAGGAAGCAAUUGACAGCAGAGAUGGACAGUUUUGUGCAGAAUUGGUAUCAUUUAAACAUCCACAUGUUGCGAACCCAAGGCUACAGCUUCCAUCUCCAGAGGAGAAGUGUCAACAAGUUUUGGAACCACCAUAUGAUGAAAUGUUUGCAGCCCACUUAAGGUGUACUUAUGCUGUUGGAAACCAUGACUUUAUAGAAGCCUACAAAUGCCAAACAGUUAUUGUCCAAUCUUUCCUGCGAGCAUUUCAGGCGCAUAAAGAAGAAAACUGGGCUUUACCUAUUAUGUAUGCUGUAGCCCUUGAUCUUCGAAUUUUUGCUAAUAAUGCAGAUCAACAGCUAGUGAAGAAAGGGAAGAGCAAAGUUGGCGACAUGUUGGAAAAAGCAGCAGAACUGCUGAUGAGCUGUUUUCGAGUCUGUGCCAGUGACACUCGAGCAGGCAUUGAAGAUUCCAAGAAGUGGGGCAUGUUGUUUCUCGUGAAUCAGCUGUUUAAAAUUUAUUUUAAGAUCAACAAGCUCCAUUUAUGUAAGCCCUUAAUUAGAGCAAUUGACAGCUCAAAUCUGAAGGAUGAAUAUAGUAUGGCACAGCGAGUUACAUACAGAUAUUAUGUUGGACGCAAAGCCAUGUUUGACAGUGACUUUAAGCAAGCUGAAGAGUAUCUGUCAUUUGCCUUUGAGCACUGUCACCGCUCAAGCCAGAAGAACAAAAGAAUGAUUUUGAUCUACCUGCUGCCAGUAAAAAUGUUAUUGGGCCAUAUGCCAACAGUUCAGCUCUUAAAAAAGUAUGACCUUAUGCAGUUUGCUGAAGUAACAAAGGCUGUGAGUGAAGGCAAUCUUCUCCUACUGAAUGAUGCUCUGACAAAGCAUGAGACCUUCUUUAUUCGAUGUGGAAUUUUUCUUAUCCUUGAGAAGCUGAAAAUCAUCACGUACAGAAAUCUCUUUAAGAAAGUAUACUUACUACUCAAAACCCAUCAGCUAUCUCUAGAUGCCUUUCUGUUUGCCCUGAAAUUCAUGCAAGUAGAUGAUGUGGAUAUUGAUGAAGUCCAGUGCAUUUUAGCUAACCUUAUAUAUAUGGGUCACAUUAAAGGCUAUAUAUCUCAUCAGCAUCAAAAGCUUGUGGUCAGUAAGCAGAACCCGUUUCCUCCGCUGUCAACAGUGUGUUGAGUAUUGCGUCUUACCCAUGCAAGUACUUUUCAGAUGCUCAGCUUACCCAGUGGAGCUGCUCCUAAUCACCCUGAGAACACUGUAAAUGACCUGGUUCGUGUCCAGGACUGGAAUACCAGGAACUGUUUGUGGCUCCUUUCCCAGAAUGACCAAGGCUGCCAGUGUUACAAAGUGCGUUGGAAUUAAAUGCUAAUUUUUCAGUGAUAGUUUCUGCAGGCUUUCUACAUCAUUCAAAGAAUUUCAUGAGGAAAUAAAGCAAAGCAUUCCAAA
This is a messenger RNA of Athene cunicularia (burrowing owl), 1756 nucleotides long. RefSeq names its product PCI domain containing 2 (gene PCID2). Gene Ontology annotation, biological process: post-transcriptional tethering of RNA polymerase II gene DNA at nuclear periphery; transcription elongation by RNA polymerase II; poly(A)+ mRNA export from nucleus. Gene Ontology annotation, cellular component: transcription export complex 2. Gene Ontology annotation, molecular function: RNA binding; double-stranded DNA binding. The record is from RefSeq and is a predicted model, not a curated record. The coding region runs from base 287 to 1486 and encodes 399 amino acids. NCBI's taxonomy places the organism in Eukaryota, Metazoa, Chordata, Aves, Strigiformes, Strigidae. The transcript has 15 exons.